CCGUCAAACGAUGGGAAAGGUGAUCCCAAGUUCAGCCCCCGGACCUCGUUUUUAUCGUCUGCGUCUCCAACGUCUCAUGUCGGACCAGCCCAAGACGAAGAUGCUGCAGCAGAUUCCCGACGACCACCGUCUGAUCAACCUCAAGGUCCGUGAUCUGACGGCUCACAAGCGCCGUCUCGUGGAAGUUCGCGACUCCUCAACACUUUCCGACACCUUGAACACCAUGGUGGCGAACGGUGUGAGUGCGGUGCCGGUGGUGGCGCCGCCGGGGCACUGGCUGGGAGCAGGAGGGUCGAUGAUAGUGGAAUCGGACAAACAAACUGGAAGUGUACGGAAACACUACAUAGGAAUGGUGACAAUGCUUGAUGUUCUGGCUCACAUCGCAAGAGCGGUGUCGGAUAAUCUGGAUAGGAAGAUGGCAGCUCAUGUCUCUUCCAUCAUUGGUCAUUGUCCAGAGGGUCUCAGCUUAUGGUCCCUAAACCCUAAUACCAGGAUAUUGGACUGCAUGGAAAUGUUCAGCAAAGGAGUGCACAGAGCCCUAGUCCCACUGGAGAGUAGCGUAAAGAACAUAUCAGGGGUGGAGUUAGUAGAGUCGGCCUCCGCUUACACAAUGCUAACCCAGAUGGACCUCAUGAGGUUCUUGCAAGACAAGGCAUGCGAACUCGGCGACCUUGUACUCUCACGUCCUGUGUCCGAGCUUGGGGCUCUCAAGGAUACGGUUUACGCCCUCACUGACCAGGCCAGAGUUUCGGAUGCAAUCAAAUGCAUGAGUGCUGAGAUGCUGAAUGCUGUUCCAAUAGUUGAGGCCUCGGCGGGUGACCAAGUGGAUCAUAAGCAGCUUGUAAAUGGGAAAAACAGGAAAGUGAAGGGAACAUUCUCGGCGAGUGAUCUGAAGGGGUGUCAUUUAGCUACGCUGCAGACGUGGCUUCCUUUGAUGGCGGUAGAGUUUGCGGAGAAGAUACCGAUGACUCCGUUGUUCGCGGGCACGAGGGGAGCUUCCCCUCGUGAGCUAGUGACGUGUCAGGCGACGUCAACACUGGCCCAAGUGAUACAAAAGGUGACAACCAAACGCGUACACAGGGUGUGGGUGGUGGACGAGGAUGGUCGCCUUCAAGGGCUCGUUUCUCUAACGGACGUUAUCGGAGCAGUGAGAGCGGCUUUGUUGUCGCAUUCUAUGUAGCAGUUGUUUGCUUUGUAGCCGAGAGAGAUGUGUGGUUACUGCAUAGGAGGCCUUGUGUGAGCUUUGGACUCAUUCCAAGGCUUUAUCCAGCCUUCUAAAUCAGUCACACCAUCAGGGCACGCACACGACAACAAGCAAUUUUCCAUAGAUGCUCUUUUUUUUUUUUUUGUAAAUAUUUUCCUUUACACUUUCUUCCCCUCGUGAAUUUGUUAAAUAGGUCAUAGGUGUAAGCUAAAUAUGUAAUAUACAUGCAAAAUCCCGUCUCCACUUCUUCACCGUC
Messenger RNA from Tarenaya hassleriana, 1460 nucleotides. Its product is annotated as SNF1-related protein kinase regulatory subunit gamma-like PV42b. NCBI's taxonomy places the organism in Eukaryota, Viridiplantae, Streptophyta, Magnoliopsida, Brassicales, Cleomaceae. Bases 11 to 1180 code for a protein of 389 amino acids. The record is from RefSeq and is a predicted model, not a curated record. The transcript is spliced from 5 exons.